AAUGCGCGGGUUCUUUCACUUUGAAGGCAUGCAAGCAAUGUGUUUACAAUCUGUAAUUUUCCUGCUGUUACUUCGAAGUUUAACUUGUUAAAAGUAUUUUAUUUACCGUAAAAAGUACUCGGUUUCCUUUUGAUAAACAUCCAGAAGCCGUGUAUCCGCAAGAAGGGAACUCCGCCGAGUUGAUGAACAUUGGUGAACGAGACGGCUGCUUUUCUAUUUCCUGAGUUGCCCUCAGUGUCUCGUGAUGAGCCGUCGCCAUCUUUUGAAUGACCCGAGGAUUACAUGCAAAGCCAUUUAAAUCACCAGCUCUAUAAUAUUGUUUUGCUGGCCAGCACUUUACUUUAAUUUACUUUUUUACUUUUUCUUGUUGCUAAAGACAAUAUAAGGACACUUGAAGACUUAUUCUAUUUUUUGGAUAACAAGACCGUUCGGUAUUUAGUUUGUUUAUGGACUGAGAAAGACCAUACGUUGUUGCUGUUGAGACAUUUAAGUAUUUGGUUUAACGUCCUAAAAAAAGGAAAUGUUAUUUUCGUAUUCCAAUUGUUAACCAAAACAUAAUUUAAUUUCCAUGUGCUUUAAAUAUACUGUUAUAUGGUGUAUCCGAUUUCCAUUAUGAUGAAGAAGAUGCGUUUCAGUCCAGCUGAAUAAAUCUGGAUGAUAGUACACUGCUAUCACAACCCAAGUAAAUUCUGUUUAUUGGUUACACAUGCAUGAUCACAUACACUUGGGAUAUUUUGUCAUACCACGCCAUGGAAUCAAUCAACUACAUCGCUAAACUCAAUGAGUAUGUGCAGAAAAGUGGCUGCGAGUUGAAGUACGACGACGUGGGUUCCGAAGGCCCUGCUCAUAUUAAAACGUUUACUCAAACGGUGAUAUUAAACGGCAAACCAUACCCAGAGGGCGUUGGAAAAAACAAGGAGGAGGCCCGGCAAAUUGCAGCCAAACACGCUUUAGAGAGCGUUUUGGGGACAGACUCAGACCACUCCCAUGUCUCGGGGUGGUCCAUGAGGGACGCUACAGAGCCAAUUAAUCAGGCAAGGCUCACCCAACCCAACUACAAAUGCUGGAUCUACGAGCACAGUCAGAAGAACCGGGUUCGUAUACGGGCACUGGAGUCCACCGCGAUGGAACUAGGCCACACUAAACAUUGUUGUAAGUUUGUGAUUGACGGUACGGAGUACCCGUCUGGCUCUGGGAGAACGAAGAAGGAGGCAAAGGAGGACGCAGCCAGGCUUGUAUAUGAGAAGAUAUGGAGAAAUCCACUCUCAAAUACCGUAGAUCAGAGUGGCAGUGUUGAUCCAUCGAGUCCUCAAACAAAUGAAUUGAAUCAAGACAUGUCGGAGGCAAUUCUAUCCCCCAGUGGUUCAUCUGAAAAUAUGGAGGUGAGCUUCAGAGAGCCUUCUGGCUUGACUGAGCUUACAUACUUAGGACUGUACAGCCAGCAUCAGCAGGAGAACAUGUGCAACAUGGACUCUUCAUUGGUGGAAAGAUGUGGUCCUUCACACUGCCCUCAGUUGGUUAUUGACGGUAGGGAGUACCCUGAAGUCGAGCGGAAGCCUGCAAAGGUGGCCAAAAAAAGGACAGCAAAGGAGGCCUUGUCUGUGCUCCAAGAGUCGUCAGACUGGGACAGCAAGGCAAAUGGGAAGUCUGCCAAAUUGGAAGAGGAUAGCACAUCUAAUAAAGCAACAUCAGACGUGGCAUCCUCCGCAUCUGGUAGCUGGAACAAUUCCUCUGCACCUCCCAAGGAAGAAAAAUUGGGUAUCAAGGCUAAAAUCAAACUUGGAGAGAAAUUCAACAAAGAACCAUCCAAUACACCAAGAGGUCCAACUACUUCUAGGUUCUUAACAGAAUACGACAAUAUUAAGUGUAUUGGGAAAGGGGGCUAUGGUGACGUUUACAAGGCAAGGACGAAACACUUGGAUACGUAUUGCGCGGUCAAGAUAGUGCCCUAUAAAGAGAAUGCUCUGCGUGAGGCAAAGUUUUUAGCAAAGCUACAGCAUCCUAAUAUCGUUCGAUAUUACACCUCCUGGAUUGAGGAUCAGAAAAACAUUCCUCCCAACUGUGAAGGUUCCAGCUCUUCCCAGUCAAGCAGCGAUACGUCCGGGCAGUACCUGUACAUCGAAAUGGAGCUGUGUGACAUGAAGAAUCUGCAUGUGUGGAUACAGGAGAAGAACUCAUUGCAUCAGGAUCCCACUCGGAAGAAGGAGAGUUUAGGCAUCAUGAAGAAGAUGAUAUGUGGCGUGGAAUACAUCCAUUCCAAGAAACUAAUGCACCGGGACCUAAAGCCCUCUAACAUUAUGGUUGGAUUGGAUGGAGAGGUGAAGAUCGUGGAUUUUGGUCUGGUGACGGCAGAGAGUGACGAGGAAGGCAAUGUGUUGGAGAAAACGAUGGGCAGGGGCACUAAAUCGUUUAUGCCGCCUGAACAAAGGUACAAAAACGUAUACAACAAUAAGGUGGAUAUAUUUGCAUCCGGCUUGGUAUAUUUGUCGAUGCUGUGGAAUUGCUCCAAUCAUGAAAUGAGUAAACGUUGGGAGGACAUCAGAAAACAAAAAAUUCCAGCAGACUUCACACGGUCAUUUCUUGAAGAGUCAGUCCUAAUUAAAUCGAUGCUACAUGAAAAUCCUGAAUCCCGACCCUCUGCUGAGGAGAUAACGGCUAACCUGGAGCGGUGGGAUCUUCCCACAGCGAGACCAACCAGAACCAAUUGGGCGGACAAGGCCUGGUCAUCAGCGCCCUAUUCUUAAUAAUCUAUUAACUGCACUAUGUAACUUUGUCACUCCGACGGCGGAGGAGAAAUAUGGAGCCGUUUUAUGUUUAUGUAUAUUAGGGUUGCCGCGGUGUGGACAUUUUCAUACCAAUACGCUCGUGUCAACACCGGUAUAAACGGUAUUAACUUUGAAACUAUAGGUCAACCGCCAUCUUCUCCGUCAACUCUCCUCUCACACUCGGUGACAGCGGCUGGCAGCGCGCCAAUUCUCGGCGUCUUAUAACGUUCUCCGCGGGGUUUGUUUACCGGCGUUGCUAUGGUUACCGGUCUUGUAAGGAAGCACGUCAAUUCUCGGCGCGACAAUUCUCCCGCACAGAGCAGAACUGUGGCCUAUUCUACACAUUUUAAUUUUCUUAAUUAUAAUUAUAUUCAUUUUUACUGAAUUUUUUUUUUACGCGAAACAGCGGCCAGCCGUGGCUGUCGUCGCAGCCAGCCAGCCGAUACCAGCCAGGCGUCGCAGCCCGUCAAUACGUCGUAUAAUUAUCAUACCAUCCUACUAAAACAUACAAAAAUGUUAAAAUGAAACAGGCCGAUUGCGUCAAUAAGUUUGACUAAAAGAGCAAAACUAUGACCAUCCGUGGAGAGAAUCGAACACCGGCCUUCAUGAUUGCUAACCUAGCAUUGGCUUCAUAUUAUUGCACUUAUAUUUAUGUUUAUCACUCUAUGACGAAGAACUUUCUGCAUAGUAUACGUUAUUAGGCUUAAUGACAUUUAACAAAACAAAUAGGCUUUAUAUAAUAUAUAAAAGAGAUUAUUUGAAUACGCCCCAAAUUACAACUAAUAUAUUUUAUUGAUACUGAUAGACCAACUAUUUCAUCAUUUAAACUGUACUUAAAUAGAAAAAUAUUAAAACAAUAUUAGCAUUAAAGAGCUUUAGGUAGCUUUCGCCAGAGAGCAUGGCUUUCUGGUACUUCAACUGAUGCAAAAAAAAAGUUCAUAACAUGCAAAUCAACUGAUUAUAUAGACUUUGAGCGAGCCAGCCAGUGACCACAGCGACUGAAAGCAGCCAGACGAGCGACCCACACAGCGACCAAUGCGACCUACGUCGCGACCAAUGCGACCUACGUCGCGACGCACGUCGUUGGCCACUCAGAGAGCUCGGCCCUACAGUACAUUAGCCUGCCAGACGUCUACACCCACACAGACAUACCUGUGACGAAAGACAAUGUUCUUGUUGAGAUGGACUUGAAAAGAUGGUUGUAGCUGCGAAAAGAAGUACGGAGUCGCAGAUCGACGCAUAUGUUGAGAUACUGAUCGGAGUGAACGCUCACUCUGCAAUGGAGCCAUGGAAGAUAAUCCACAACCAAGACGACGGGCCUUAUGCUGUAAGACGACCCUCGGUUGGGUAGUUAAUGGCCCUCUCAAGAAAGGUGACGAUCACCACAAGUCAAGCCACUACAGUCAAAGGGCUUCAGUCAACAGACUCAUGACAGCGGCAUGGACAGCAUGCUGCUGCAGCAAUACAAUUAUGACUUUCCGGAGCAAGCCUAGAGAAGUCAGAAAUGUCUCAUGGACAAUAAAGGACAUUAUUAUUUAGGACUUUAUUAUUUUCUAUGGUUGCCUAUCUUGUGGGCCUCACCUAGAUUGGUCGAGGUUUCUUAUGUUAUAUGAAAGAGGACAGAAGGGGAUUAGAAUAUACAAAAUGAUUCUAUAGUUUUAGUUAGGUAAUUGUCAUCCCCCCCAUGAUGAGCAAUUAGGGGCCGGAAAUGUGAGUGCCGUUUUGCCAUAUUGUAAUUUAGCCUCAGAUUUAGAUAUUAUAUUAUUUAGAUGAAUAUAUAGUGAUUGAUUAUUAUAUUGAUUGACUAAUUGUUUUUCAUAGUUUUGCAUUUGUGUUUAAUAACUGUUUAGUGAACUUGCUUUCAUUGCUUAGUAUUAUUAGAGAUGCAUAGGAUAUAUUAGUUGCUUUAGAGCGAGCUGUUAUGACGUAGGCUUUCACGCAAUUAGGGAGAGUAAAACUGUGUGUAUUUGUAUCAUUUGUUUCAUUCAGUAAAGACGGAGCGAACACACUGUUUCUCUACCGUCGUUUCAACACAGUAAACGCGUAGACCUUGUUCUUUCUGUCAUGGUUAAGUGACUGAAUUUGUUCAGAGAUAUCGACUGAUCACAACAAUGGAGCUUUAGCCACUACAGCUAAAGUUAGAUAACGUUUCGCCUCAUUGGAUUUCCAUCCCACCCAAGUGUUAGUUGAUGACACCUUAUCCCUGCCCUCACGCCCCUCCCGGUCUCUGACCCCCAGGGUUAGUUGAUGACACCUUAUCCCUGCUGGCCCUUCCCUGGCAGAUCCCUUUCUCGCACUGCACUAUUGAUCAAUGUUUUCAUAACUACAGUAAUUAUGACUUGUGUGGUGAAACCAUUGUGGCCAAAAAAAAAAAGUGUGGUGCCCUCCUUGUCUGUUAGGAGGGAUAGGCACUGCCUUCUUUUUAUUUACAAAGCCGCAAUAAUAAAAGCCAUAACUAAUACGUUUCAAACUAAAUUAAAAUCAGGAAUUCACAAUUUUCCUUUGUUAAUCCAUGUCUGUAAUUGUGUAAUAAACCGGUUUUACUUAAA
Gadus morhua (Atlantic cod) is the source of this 5314-nucleotide messenger RNA. RefSeq names its product interferon-induced, double-stranded RNA-activated protein kinase. The transcript is spliced from 17 exons. Gene Ontology annotation, biological process: eiF2alpha phosphorylation in response to endoplasmic reticulum stress. Gene Ontology annotation, molecular function: eukaryotic translation initiation factor 2alpha kinase activity; ATP binding; double-stranded RNA binding. NCBI's taxonomy places the organism in Eukaryota, Metazoa, Chordata, Actinopteri, Gadiformes, Gadidae. Bases 711 to 2744 code for a protein of 677 amino acids. Gene Ontology annotation, cellular component: cytoplasm; nucleus. The record is from RefSeq and is a predicted model, not a curated record.